Molecule: messenger RNA, 1857 nt
Organism: Colletotrichum aenigma
Lineage: Eukaryota; Fungi; Ascomycota; Sordariomycetes; Glomerellales; Glomerellaceae
Gene: PUT3-0
Product: Proline utilization trans-activator
Exons: 6
Coding region: 1-1857 (618 amino acids)
Biological process (GO): DNA-templated transcription
Molecular function (GO): DNA binding; zinc ion binding
Source: RefSeq, a predicted model, not a curated record
AUGUCUCAGCCCACGUUCUCCCCCACGUUUGAGAGGAUACGCGCCGUGGAGGUCUUGCCCGCGCCCACGUACUCACCAGCGCGAACUGCAAGGGCCAUUGCUCCGGAAUCCGCACUCUCGUCGUCCGAGACUUUCGGCUCCGAAAUCAAGACGCUUCUUGUGUCCCGCUCAAAUCCUGGCUCCGCCGCGAGUCCUUCGACGAACACCGGCGUAACUCCACUCCCGCACAUUGACCGUCGCGGCUUACUUGAAGCUAUUGGUCCCUGGCCCACCGAAGAUGAGGCGCAUGCGAUGUUGGACACUGUUGUGUUCAAUGUUGGCAUCUCGCAGCAAUUAUUUGAUGUCCGAGCGUUCUCGGAUAACCUCGCCGUGCUGUACCAAGAAACCAGCGCAAAUUUGAGGCUUACUGAGAUCUGGAUCGUGGAAGCCCUUUUGGUAUUUGCUGUGGGUAGGCUACUCCAAAGCAGGGAUGAUGAAAAUGGGGAUCUUCCAGGGACGAGGUUCUUUCAGGAGGCAGUCAAGCGGACUCCUUUGCUGAGUGAUUUGAGGAAGCAUGGUAUCGUUGGAGUCGAGGUGAUGGCUUUAACAGCUCUUUACCUCCAAAUUGCGGACCGGAAAGAUGAUGCCUACUUGCACUCUAACACCGCGCUGAGGCUCGCCAUCAGUCAUGGCAUGCACAGGGCAAACUCAGCGCCAUGUCUAAGGCGAUCAGAUAAUGUGCAUCGAAAUAGGCUUUGGUGGUCUAUCUACAUGCAGGAAAGGAGAUUAUGUGCAGCUGGCGGAUAUCCCAUGUCGAUUGAAGACUACGCCAUCACCACAGCCCCGCCAUACGAAAUUCUCGGCUUUCCAUCAGCAACAGCAUUGGGCGUCAACGUCAAGACAGCAAGACUGACUGGGAAAAUCACCUCAACCAUCUACUCUCAGAAAGACGACCCCGAGACCACUUUCAUCAACAACGUACAAAAUAUCCUUCACUCUCUCUACGAGGUCGAGAAGACAAUGCCGUCUGAGUAUUUCAUGGAGAUCAGGCCAGCAGGCGUACUGGUUGCUGGGCGUCCGUUCAUGGACGCACCAACCACAACUUCAAGGACUAGUUCGAGUCUGUAUACAUCUGUUUAUAUGGCCGUCAUACAUACCGUCAGACCCAUUCUGCUGUAUAUGGCCCGCAACAGCCGGGAUCCAGAACGCGAAGACGCUCGAAACGAAGUCAGCCCAGCUUUAGUACGCCUCGCUGAGAUAUGUGUCGAGACAGCCAGUAAGACUCUCGUCAUUCUCCAAGAACUCCGAAAGAAAGAGAUUCUAGCAAAGAACGCUUUCCAUGAUCUGGAUGCUACCUUCUCAGUGGGGUACAUCUUCGUGCUAGUUGAGGCUAUCAACCCGGGGAAGAAUCUGGGUUUCAAGGGAAUUGACCGGUCCAGAUCUAUCCUAAGAUAUCUAGUCGGUCUGGGGAACCGUGCAGCGGCGAAUCGGCUCGCUGAACUGGACCAGAUGUGUGUGCACCUAGCGUUACCUGUGCAGCAUGGUACUGGGCAAACACCCCAGCAGUCAUUGACGGACAUGUUGGCAAAGCCUUUCUCGUUUGAGAGCGGCUAUGGGGUUGUUGAGCAGACCACGGCUUCACUCAAUGCUAUGGAGAGGCCGCGUUCGCGAUCCGGAGAUGUGGACGGGGCUCAGGCCUGUGGUGAGGAUGAUCAGCAGAGCUUUGGAUUCAGCGGCGCGGACUUAGCUAGCAUUCCGUUAGAAGGGGAGAAUAGCCUAUACUGGGUGUAUCAUACACCUGGCUUCUCGUUCACGGGGGUUGAGCAGACGGAUUGGGAGGCAUUGGAGAACCAGAUUCCGUGGGGAAACCAGCCGUGA